Exophiala mesophila is the source of this 1009-nucleotide messenger RNA. RefSeq lists its product as uncharacterized. Gene Ontology annotation, molecular function: structural constituent of ribosome; RNA binding. NCBI's taxonomy places the organism in Eukaryota, Fungi, Ascomycota, Eurotiomycetes, Chaetothyriales, Herpotrichiellaceae. The record is from RefSeq and is a predicted model, not a curated record. Bases 1 to 687 code for a protein of 228 amino acids. Gene Ontology annotation, biological process: translation. The transcript has 4 exons. Gene Ontology annotation, cellular component: cytosolic large ribosomal subunit; ribosome.
AUGCCAAGCUGCGACCACACACAUCUCGGAACCUUUGCACUUUCGAAGCACCGAUUGUUCAAAACACUUACAAGUUGUCACCGUCGCCAUCGAAACAAGAUGUCGAACCUACGAACCCAGAAGCGCCUCGCCGCAUCGGUUCUCGGGGCUGGCAAGCGCAAGAUCUGGAUCGAUCCCAGCGAAAUCUCCGAAGUUGCCAAUGCGAACUCUCGACAGACCAUCCGAAAGCUGAUCAGUGAUGGCUUGAUCAUCCGCAAGCCCGUGGCCGUCCACUCCAGAGCUCGUGCCCGAGAACUCAACGCCGCUCGACGGAUUGGCAGACACCGUGGAUUCGGUAAGAGAAAGGGUACAUCAGACGCUCGAAUGCCAAGCCAAGUCCUAUGGAUGAGACGUCUGCGGGUUCUCCGACGCUUGCUCGUCAAGUACCGUGCCGCCGGCAAGAUCGACAAACACCUUUACCACGAGCUUUACCAGCUCAGCAAGGGUAACACCUUCAAGCACAAGCGUGCUUUGGUCGAACAUAUCCACAAGGCUAAGGCCGAGAAACAACGUGAGAGAAUCCUCAAGGAAGAGAUGGACGCCCGCCGUGCGAAGACCAAGGCUGCCCGUGAGAGGAGACAAGAACGCCAGCAAACCAAGCAGAGGGCUUUGCUGGGUGAGGAUGCCGAUGACACCAAGGCCGAAUAAAUGAGAUGACGGGCGUGGGUUUUUCCGAUGCUCCCACAUGGCAUGAGACAACCAGAAUAGCAUGUCCUUGCAAGGCGUGUGCAAUUCCUCUCCCACCAGAUUUGCAUCCUCAUGCCACAUCCAAUGGCUCAUGCAAGGGCGCUUACAUCCUAGGGUUUUUCCGCACAAACGACUUGACAAGCGGUCAUGAUUUCAGACAGGCGCAAUCAAAAGACAUCAAUGGAAAGGCGACCAUGUGUCAUCUUUCAGAAAUAGUAGUUGUUUCCAUUGCAAGAGUUGAGGUCAAUAUUCCUUAGAACGUGACAUGAUUUGGACCAGUGCC